Molecule: messenger RNA, 1293 nt
Organism: Closterium sp. Naga37s-1
Lineage: Eukaryota; Viridiplantae; Streptophyta; Zygnematophyceae; Desmidiales; Closteriaceae
Source: the annotation of a GenBank genome assembly
AUGCCAGGAGGUGUGGGUGCUGGUUCAGGAGGCAUGACCGGCUACGGGGGAGGUUUGGGUGGUGCCGCGGCUCCGGGAGGUGGUGGUGGUGGUUCGGGCGGUUUCGGUCCGGGUGGUGCUGGUGCGGGUGCUCCUGGGGGCGGUGCGGCUGGCGCGGGUGGUCCCCCAGGCGUUGGUGGCGUGGGUUCGAUUCCCGCUGGCGGCGCUGGCGCGGGUUCGGGUUUCCCUGCGGGCGCAGCACCCCCGGGCGCGCAGGGCAUGGGCGGAAUGGGCGUAGCGGACGCGGCCGCGCUCGCCAACAUGAAUCUGAUGAUGAUGGCGGGGAUGGGCGGAAUGGGGGGGAUGGGCGCAAUGGGGGGGAUGGGGGGAAUGCAAGGAAUGGCGGGGAUGGGGGGCAUGCCGGGGAUGGGAGGCAUGGGCGGAAUGGCGGGGAUGGGGGGAAUGGGCGGGAUGGGGGGCCCAGGGGGGGCGAUGUUGGGCGCGGGCGGGAUGGGGAUGAUGGGCGGGGGUCCGGGGGCGGGGAUGGGGGGGGGCGCGGGGAUGAUGGGCGGGCGCGCAGGUGCGCGGCAGAUCCCGGUGGUGAAGCUGCGCGGGCUGCCGUUCCGCGUGGAGGAGGGGGACGUGGCGGACUUCUUUGCGGGGCUAGAGAUCGUGGACGUUUUGUUCGUGCGCAAGGAAAUGCGGCUUGUGGGCGAGGCCUUCGUGCUCUUCGCUUCCACUCUCCACUCCGAGCUUGCGCUGCAGCGCAACAAGAUGCACAUGGGGCGGCGGUACAUAGAGGUGUUCCGCGCCAAGAAGGCGGAGUACUACAAUGCCAUCGCCAAUGAGGUGGCGCAGGACGGUGGGACGUACCAUGGCGGAGGGCAAGAAGACAAAGGGGGGCGUGGGGAGCGUGGGUAUGGGGGCGAGGGCAUGGGCGGGCAUGCACAUGCACAUGCGGCGUAUGGGGGAGGCGGAGGAGGGGGGGGAGGGCGCGGAGGCGAAGGGGGGAUAGGCCCAGCGGCACGGGAGUCGAAUAUUGUGAAGAUGAGGGGCCUGCCGUUCUCUGCCACUAGUAAGGACAUUCUCGAGUUUUUUGGCGAGUACCCCCUGGCAGACGCAGCAGUGCACAUCAUCACCAACUCCAUCGGCCGUCUCACUGGAGAGGCCUUUGUGGAGUUUGGUUCCACAGACGAGGCGAGGGCAGCCAUGGGGAAGGACCGCGAGCGCAUGGGGACGAGAUAUAUCGAGCUUUAUUUGUCGUCGAGGGAUGAGGCGACGAGGAUUGCCACUAGAGCUAGCACCCAGAGAUGA